Molecule: messenger RNA, 2044 nt
Organism: Camelina sativa (false flax)
Lineage: Eukaryota; Viridiplantae; Streptophyta; Magnoliopsida; Brassicales; Brassicaceae
Source: RefSeq, a predicted model, not a curated record
UGCUGUUUUUCUCUGUAAAGUAACCAUCUUUUUAGAACAUUGGGCUUUGGUUGACAUGGUUUGAAGCAAUUUUCCUCUGUUUGCAAUUUCUUCUGCGAUCGCUCUCUUGCCUUUUCAGUGAUGCUCCUCCUCUGUUUGCAAUUUUGCUUCUUCUUCUUCUUCUUCUUCUUCUUCUUCUUCUCCUUGUUGAAUUUUGUAUCUUUAUCUGUUGAAUACUACAAUUACUUCUUCUGUAUAACUUUUGUUUUCUUAAUCAUCAUUUUUCAGAUUAUAGAAAUCCGAUUUGUUCAUCACAGUCAUCGUUGAUUCGGUUGAACAAUGAACAUGAAGCAGAGUUGUUGAAAGGUAUGAGAUUAAUCGUACUAUGGAGUUGGAGUUGGAGUUGGAGUUUGAAUCAAGGUAUGAGAUUAAUCGUACUGCAGAGUUCAUUAUCAGCAAAAGCUUCACCAGAAUUGCUUUACAGUUUCCGGAUGAGUUGUUGAAGGAUUCAACUAAGGUGGGGAGUGCUCUUAAGAGCAAAACUCGUUUGCUUACUGACAGAGAAGUCAGGUUCUUUGUUAUGGCGGACACAACGUACGGUAGUUGCUGCAUUGAUGAAGUUGGAGCUUUGCAUUUUGACGCAGACUGUGUUGUUCAUUACGGUCAAACAUGUCUAAGCCCGACAUCGGUUCUUCCAGCAUUCUUCGUUUUCGGGAAAGCUUCGAUAAACGUCUCAAGCUGCGUUAAGCAUCUGAUCGAUUAUUCGUCUAAGAGCGAUAAGCCUAUUAUGAUUCUUUAUGGACUAGAAUACGCCCAUAUGAUUCCGCAUAUCCGAGAAGAAUUAGGAUUAGUGUCAAAGACUGAAUCUCUUCAGUUGAAGUUCUCUGUAGCCAAUGUCUUGUGUUCAUUUAUUAGUCCAUCCAAAGACCCUAGAGAAUCCAUGGAGCAUCCGAGACCAUAUAGUGAUAGCUCAUCUAGAAACUAUAGACUGGGAGGGCUAACUUGGGACUUGCCAGAAGGAAGCAAAAUCGAGGACUAUCUAGUUUUCUGGAUCGGUUCUGACAGUUCAGCUUUCGCCAAUGUAGUACUGACCUUCAAUGGUUGUGACAUAGUCAGAUAUGAUGCUGAAGAAGAUUCUUUGGUGACGGAAUUUUAUCAACAAAGAAGGAUACUUAAGCGACGAUAUUACUUGGUGGAAAAAGCCAAGGAUGCGAAUAUUGUAGGUAUUUUGGUAGGGACUCUUGGUGUUGCUGGUUACCUUCAUAUGAUUCACCAUAUGCAAGCACUCAUAUCUGCAGCUGGCAAAAACUCUUACAUUCUUGCCAUGGGACGACCUAAUCCGGCCAAACUCGCAAACUUCCCCGAGUGCGAUGUAUUCAUCUACGUCUCAUGUGCCCAAACCGCUCUUUUAGAUAGCAAAGAGUUCAUGUCCCCUGUCAUAACUCCGUUCGAAGCCAAUCUUGCUUUUAGCAGAGGGAGUGAAUGGACUGGUGCAUACCUAAUGCAAUUCCAAGACGUGAUCAACUCUGUAAAAUUAGAAUCAGAAGCACAUAGCGAAUCAGAGGAGCCACGGUUCUCCUUCUUUCAGGGUGGUUACGUAGAAGAUCACAAGACAAACGAUCAAGCUAAGAAUGGAGAAGAAGACACAGGAGAGACAAUGGCAUUGGCGCGACGAACUGCAGAGAAAGCAUUGCAAUUGAAAGGCAAUGAUCAUAACUUGCUCACUAAACAAACCACUGCAAAAUCAGGACCCGAGUAUUUCCUCAGCCGUGCUUAUCGCGGUUUGGAGAUAAAUAGUGAUAAUACUUCGCCGGAGCCUUACAUAGUCGGGAGAAGCGGGAAGGCGUCAGGAUACAAGCACGAGUAGCUACAUAUCCUACAAGUUUGCACUAACUCAUAGGGACACAUACAUUGUCUAGUUUUAUUCCCUAAUAUAUAUAGUAGUCUAAAUAUUGGAAAAAGUAGUGAUAAGAAAUGAGUGACUGUGGUGAAGAUAGCGGGAUUCGUACUACGACAUUAUACUUAAAUUUUUACAAAUGGCGACGACGACGUGUACCAUUCUCUA